GUAAUACAUAAAUCUGCUAUAGACAAAAAAGGCGGCGUCAAGGGUGCUAGGCGCGACGUCGAGCCCUGCCUGGGCGGCUCUUGGAUUGAGAUCGACGCCAGAGAUGGCUCGGAGAUUGAUGUUGAGGGUGCAGGUGAAGCUGGAGAGAGUUUGGACAGCGCAACGGCGGCGAGCGAUGCCUGCGGUUGCCUGGGUAGCAUCAGGGGCACAACGUACGAAGUCGGUCUGGCUGGAGCUAAAUCUAAUGGCAGUAUAUUGGACAUUGUUGGAGUUGGAGAGACUACCGUGAAGAACUAG
Ilex paraguariensis (yerba mate) is the source of this 297-nucleotide messenger RNA. The record is from the annotation of a GenBank genome assembly. Lineage: Eukaryota; Viridiplantae; Streptophyta; Magnoliopsida; Aquifoliales; Aquifoliaceae.